AAUAAACGUCAAUGUUCUGUGAUUCUGUCUGUCUGUCAGUUUUUAGGCCGUGCGGCAAAUUGUGAAAAUAUAACACACGUAGUUUAUGAUGUUGAGGUUUUAGACAAUUUUCUACGAACUCCCUCGCAGCAAACAUGAGUACUCCGUAUAUUGCUGGUUUAACCACCAAAAACAUAUUCUUAGUAGAUUUCAAAGAGCCGUAUGCAGAGACAAACUUAAGGGAUGAAACAACUACUAACAUACGUGGUAUUAUAUUUAGUCCCAAAGGGACAUAUUUAGCGUAUAGAACUGACAAGAAAGUUGAGAUUGUAAGAUGUUCCGAUUGGUCAGUAGCAGCGACUAUAAAUGGAAAUGUGAAAGAUAUGUUUUUUUCACCCCUGGACAACUAUUUUACUAUAUGGGAAAUGUUCGUCAUGACAAAAGAAAACCCUCAGGGCAAGCCUAACCUACAUGUCUAUAAGUCAGCUGAUGGGCAACUAGUCGGCAGCUUCAUACAAAAAAAUCAAACUGGAUGGGAGCCAAAGUGGACAUCUGAUGAGAAGCUGUUUGCUGUACAGGUGAACAACAGGGUGUUGGUCUAUGAAGAUGGCGUAUUUGACAGAUAUGUACAACAGUUGCAGGCGGACAAACUGAAAUGUUUCAGUGUCUCACCCAGUCCUGCGCCUAUCUACUACUUUGCAGCAUUUACUUUAGGUAAAGCAGGUCAGCCAUCGUUUUGGCGUGUAUUCAAAUAUCCUGAAUUUGAUCAGACCCAGGCAGUGGUGAGCCGGUCGUCUUUCCAGGCUGACAAAGCUACAUUUUACUGGAAUCGACGUGGUACCAAUGUUUUCGCGAUGACGCAAACUGAUGUGGACAAAACUGGUGGUUCUUACUAUGGGAAGCAAUCACUUUCCUAUGGAGAUGUUAAGGGCAAUUCCGAAAAUGUUACAUUCAGUAAGGAGGGUCCUGUGCACUCUAUCGCGUGGAAUCCAGGCAACUCUAACGAAUGGAUGGCGGUGUAUGGACACGCGCCUGCUAAAGCCACGCUGUUCAAUGUUAAGUGCGAACCCCUAUUUGAAUUCGGGACUGGAUCUUGGAACUCCAUAUACUUCCCACCUGAAGGGAAUCGCGUGUUGUUGGGUGGAUUCGGUAACAUAGCGUCUGGUCACAUUGAGGUUUGGGAGCUCCGCGGGUACAAGAAGGUGGGAUCUUGUGCAGCCCCCGACACUACCAGCCUCAUGUGGGAUCCCCGCGCAGAAACCUUCGUCACUGCCACCACAUACCCCAGGCUUACUGUCGGCAACGGAUACAAAAUAUGGCACUACACAUGCGCCCUAAUGCAUAAGCGUAUGUGUGCUGAAAAGGAGAACCUCUUGGCUAUCAGCUGGCAACCAGGCAACUUCCCAAAGAGUGAGCUCUCUAAGAUAGUGCCUAAGUCCAUUGAGGAUACCACGCCGAAGCCAGUAGCUGCAUACAGGCCUCCUGGCGCCAAGAACAGACCUUCGACCUUCACGUUACAUGAGCAGGAGAAGCCACACAGACCUGGAGAAACGCCUAGUGCUGCACCAUCAAAGCAGGCGAUCAAGCAGAAAGAAAAGCGCGAGGCUCGUAAGGCGCGUAAGGCAGAAGAAAAAGCCAGUGGAGACACCUCGUCACCGCCCGCCGCGACCACCACUCCCCGCGCACCCUUCAUCUCCACAGGGGACCCCGAAAAGGACAAGAAGAUCAAAAAUCUCAACAAGAAAUUGAGCGAUAUAGAAAAGCUGAAGCAACAGAAGGCGGCUGGGAAGCAGCUCGAACUGAAUCAAUUGGCGAAGAUUGAUCAGGAGGCUACGUUGCUUCAGGAACUCGCUCAACUACGGUUAUGAUCGUCCACGCUCAUCAAAAACGGACCCGAUUACAAAUAAAAUGCCACCACUCUAGUGCUAGGGACAGCUCUAUAUUUGAUCCAGUCUAGUGGAACAGGUGAUCUAAAUGCAAUUUAUAAAAAAUAAACAUAUUUUUUGUCAAUCGUUACGAUUUUUGUAUCACAAACCUGUUCCACAAGAAUGUUUCAUUGAUUGUUAAUUUAAUAAAAAGACUUAUGAGAUAAGCUAUAAAUACGAUGUGUAAACGCACGUCAUAACUAUUGAAAUAUAUGCGUUUUGUGUUACUAUUUUUGUAUUUAAUAAUGCUGCGUUGAAUCGUUUGCAUAAUAUAAGGUUUGAGAGUGUAUCUAUUUACUUACGUAUCUAAACCGGACUGAUACCUCAACGUACCGAAUAUUAUUGUUCUGACUGUCCGCGAAUGCAGUCACGUAAAAAUACUAUAUUUUUCACAUAAAUAUGUUAAUAAAUUAUAAGAAGGAUUGUACGUUUAUUUUGACAUGUUGAAAGCUAUGAUAUGAUAAGUGUUCAGUGACAUGCAUACAAAGUGAUUGUUGAUUUGUUAUACAUAUAAACAUUAGUUUUGAAUAAAAACAUCAAUCUGGU
Molecule: messenger RNA, 2450 nt
Organism: Spodoptera exigua (beet armyworm)
Lineage: Eukaryota; Metazoa; Arthropoda; Insecta; Lepidoptera; Noctuidae
Source: the annotation of a GenBank genome assembly